Molecule: messenger RNA, 1386 nt
Organism: Huiozyma naganishii CBS 8797
Lineage: Eukaryota; Fungi; Ascomycota; Saccharomycetes; Saccharomycetales; Saccharomycetaceae
Gene: CLP1
Product: cleavage polyadenylation factor subunit CLP1
Exons: 1
Coding region: 1-1386 (461 amino acids)
Biological process (GO): tRNA splicing, via endonucleolytic cleavage and ligation
Cellular component (GO): nucleus; mRNA cleavage factor complex
Molecular function (GO): polynucleotide 5'-hydroxyl-kinase activity
Source: RefSeq, a predicted model, not a curated record
AUGUCGCUCGAUACAGGUGUACUUCCAGGGAUUGAUGUUGCCACGGGUGACGCAGCAGACGGUUCUGCGAACUCGUUCAUCACGGAUACCAACGAGUCCCGGACGCUGGUCAUCCCCAUGGGACAACAGUGGUUCGUGGACCCACCGAGAGACGCGAGGGUCUCGCUGAAAGUGGUCAGCGGUGUUGCAGAGGUGUUUGGCACAGAGUUGGCCAACGACGUGGAGUACACUUUCCAGGAUUGGAAGUUCUCUCUGUUCGCCAUUGAGGAGACGACUCUCACUUGGAGAUGCACUUCGGUGAUCCCAGACCUCGCUGAGUUUGUGACAAACCGUGUUGCUGCUAACUCGACAGCAAAAUACGUCUACAACUUACACUUUGCCCUGGAGAAGCUUAGAAACUCGUCCUUCGAGGGUCCAAAAGUGAUCGUCUUGGGUGAAGCCCAGGUAGGGAAAACCGCAUUGUGCAGAACACUCUGCUCUUACGCAAUCAAGUACAGGGAUUACCAGCCCGUGAUGGUUAACCUAGAUCCUCAGGAACCAAUACUGGCUCCGCCAGGGUGUCUCACUGCGACACCAGUGUCAGAUCUGCUCGACUUGCAGUCACCUCAAUGGGGUCAGACACUGACCAGCGGUGCUACGCAGUUACACGGGAAGCAACCACUGGUGAAGAACUUUGGACUGGAACUCAUUGGAGAGAAUCUAGAACUGUACUUAGAAACCGUUAGACAGUUGAGCAGUGGGGUCAGAGAGAGGACGCAGCAGGACUCCGUGGUUCAGCGGUCAGGGUGGAUUGUGGAUACACCAGCUUCAGCGUUAAAUAACCCGCAGAUCUUACAGGCGGUAAUCAAACAGCUGGGAGUAGACGUCAUAGUCGUGUUGGCCCCAGAAGACGAACACUGGGUCGAAACACUCGACACGCUCUCACAAAUCAUCGAUAGAAACAGCAUCAUACGGAUCCCACCACUCACGGGUGCCGUCCCAGUCGACGACGUGUACAAGAGACUGCUACAAAGAAACGCUAUACGUGAUUAUUUCUACGGGGAUUUGAACACGGUGCUGAGUCCGUACAUGAUCAGCGUCGAUUCUCAAGAUCUAACAGUUUGGAAACCCAGGGGAACAAUGGAUCUCGUGGAACAUCCAGAUGCCUCCAAAUUGGAAUUCAUCCCGGUCCCCGUGGACCAGAGUAAUUUGCAACACGCACUCGUGGUGAUCACCACUGCACCGAGAAGGGCCAGACCGGAGGAGGUCAUGGCGAGUCCCAUAUUGGGAUUCGGCCUCAUCACAGAAGUCAACGAAAGGCGACAGAAAGUGAAGAUCCUGCUUCCAGUACCGGGACAACUCCCCAACAACGCACUGGUCCUUACUGCGCAUAGAUACCUAGAGUAA